AUGCGUCCCGCAGGCACCGGGAACUUCUUGCACUUCUUGCUGCUGGCGUGCUCCCUCUUUCUCGCGGUGCUGUCAGCUGUUCCUCAAAACUUCUCGCCAUCUCUGAGGAGCGGGCCAGGUGCCACGUGCAGGCUGUCCCGGGCUGAGUCCGAGCGCCGGUGCAGGGCGCCCGGGAAGCCCCCAGGGGGCGCUGUGUGCCACGGCCGGGGCCGGUGCGACUGCGGGGUCUGCAUCUGCCACGUGAGCGAGCCGGGCGUGUACUUCGGGCCCCUGUGUGAAUGCCACGAAUGGGUGUGCGAGACCUACGAUGGGAAGACCUGCGCAGGCCAUGGUAAAUGUGACUGUGGAAAGUGCAAAUGUGACAAAGGAUGGUCUGGGGAUGCUUGCCAGUAUCCAACUAAUUGUGAUCUGACAAAGAAAAAAAGUAACCAAAUGUGCAAGAAUUCUCAAGAUGUCAUCUGCUCUAAUGCAGGUACAUGUCACUGUGGCAGAUGUAAAUGUGAUAAUUCAGAUGGAAAUGGACUAGUUUAUGGCAAAUUUUGUGAGUGUGAUGAUAGAGAAUGCAUAGAUGAUGAAACAGAAGAAAUAUGUGGAGGCCAUGGAAAGUGUUACUGUGGAAACUGUUACUGCGAUGCUGGUUGGCAUGGAGAUAAAUGCGAAUUCCAGUGUGAUAUCACCCCCUGGGAGAGCAAGCGAAGAUGCACAUCACCAGAUGGCAAAAUCUGCAGUAACAGAGGGACUUGUGUGUGUGGUGAAUGUUCUUGCCACGAUGUUGACCCAACUGGAGACUGGGGAGAUAUUCACGGAGACACCUGUGAGUGUGAUGAACGGGAUUGUAGAGCUGUCUAUGACAGAUAUUCUGAUGACUUCUGUUCAGGUCACGGACAAUGUAACUGUGGACGAUGUGACUGCAAAGUAGGCUGGUAUGGGAAGAAGUGUGAGCACCCACGUUCUUGCCCACUGUCAACUGAGGAGAGCAUCAAGAAGUGCCAGGGGAGCUCUGAUCUGCCCUGCUCCGGAAGGGGUAAAUGUGAAUGUGGCAAAUGCACCUGCUACCCGCCGGGGGAUCGCAGGGUUUAUGGGAAGACGUGCGAGUGUGACGAUCGCCGCUGUGAAGACCUCGACGGCGUGGUCUGUGGAGGCCACGGCACAUGUUCCUGUGGCCGCUGCAUGUGUGAGAGAGGAUGGUUUGGGAGGCUCUGCCAACAUCCCAGGAAGUGCAACAUGACGGAGGAACUGAGCAAGAGUCUGUGUGAGUCAGCAGAUGGCAUACUGUGCUCCGGAAAGGGUUCUUGUCACUGUGGAAAGUGCAUUUGUUCUGCCGAAGAAUGGUACAUUUCAGGGGAAUUCUGUGACUGCGAUGACAGGGACUGCGACAAACACGAUGGUCUCAUUUGCACAGGUAAUGGAAUUUGUAGCUGUGGAAACUGUGAGUGCUGGGACGGAUGGAAUGGAAACGCAUGUGAAAUCUGGCUUGGCCCAGAAUACCCUUAA
Molecule: messenger RNA, 1494 nt
Organism: Pipistrellus nathusii (Nathusius's pipistrelle)
Lineage: Eukaryota; Metazoa; Chordata; Mammalia; Chiroptera; Vespertilionidae
Source: the annotation of a GenBank genome assembly